Molecule: messenger RNA, 871 nt
Organism: Oryzias melastigma (Indian medaka)
Lineage: Eukaryota; Metazoa; Chordata; Actinopteri; Beloniformes; Adrianichthyidae
Gene: mrpl18
Product: mitochondrial ribosomal protein L18
Exons: 4
Coding region: 183-770 (195 amino acids)
Biological process (GO): translation
Cellular component (GO): mitochondrion; ribosome
Molecular function (GO): structural constituent of ribosome; 5S rRNA binding
Source: RefSeq, a predicted model, not a curated record
CUCUAUAUGAAGUAACGCCAGGCGAACCGGAUAUUAUUGCAAUGUCAAAGAUGGCGGGGGGUUAUAAUUGAUCAAAAUUCGGGGCUGAUUUUUACAUUCUUGGGUUAAAACACACCAAAUGUUAUUAAAUGUUAGUGCACAAACAGUCUUUUGGUUUGUGAACUGAAAAAGUCAGAGCGAAUAUGUUUUUAAACGAAGUUAGCCGCAGUGUUCGGGUUUUGUUGGGUCAAAUUCAGGGAAGAUGCCCUUCUUUACCUGCAAACAACAUUACAGCUCUCUUUAUUCCAGCUCGGUGUAUGAGUCAGGCUGUGACUCGUCCAGAGCCGACCCCAGAGGAAAACGAGGCCGUGAGUCCGACUUUUGUGAACAGAAACCCGCGGAACCUGGAGCAGAUGGCCCUGGCUGUGAAGGACCGAGGCUGGAAGACGACGUGGCCUCACCAGCAGUUCUACCACAGGCUGAUGUUCAAACGCAGUCAACACCACGUGACUGCUCAGGUGUUCUCCAGCAGCUCUCCUGUUCCUGUGCUUUCUUGUUCAACCAAAGAGUGGGCAUUGAAGAAGGAGCUGCCCUCCACUAACUGCGUGGUUGCCUGUCAGGCUGUGGGAGAGGUGCUGGCUCAGCGAUGCCAGCAGGCUGGUAUCACCAGGAUGGUGUACAGGGACAUUCCCUGGACGUACCGCUCUGAUUCAGUUCAAGCUUUCAGGAGUGCAAUGAAAGAGGGAGGAAUCAUUCUCAGCGAACCAAGAAGAAAGUACAUUGGGACAUGAAGCUUUUAUUUUGAAAUUUUGAUAAAUGCCCUACUUGUUGCCAGAAAUGACUAUUUAGCCCAUCAAUAAUAAAUGUAUGUGUUCUAAGAACAUAAGCAAAA